This is a messenger RNA of Setaria italica (foxtail millet), 4863 nucleotides long. Its product is annotated as putative disease resistance protein RGA3. The record is from RefSeq and is a predicted model, not a curated record. Gene Ontology annotation, molecular function: ADP binding. Lineage: Eukaryota; Viridiplantae; Streptophyta; Magnoliopsida; Poales; Poaceae. Bases 313 to 4632 code for a protein of 1439 amino acids. The transcript has 3 exons. Gene Ontology annotation, biological process: defense response to other organism.
CUUAUUUUAUGGCUCCUGGUGUGAGCUGAGCACAAGUCUUCCAUGCUAGUCUUCUCCUUCUGCCAUUGCAAGUCUUGCAGAAACAUAUCCUCUUCUCCAUCUUCUCUUCCCGUACGCCGCCGGCCCCUCCGCUGCGACCGCUACUGCCCCGCCUCUGCUACUGCUGCUCUGUCAGCCUAGGCACCCAAGAAGGUCAGUGCUUGGCGGUUGUCUCCAUUUACCUCCAAAGCGCUUCCGCAGACCAUCCUCUUCUCCACUCCAAAGUGUCUUCUCAUUUCUCAGCGUGCGUUCUCGUGAGCUCUGACUGCUCCAAUGGCCGAGCUUGUGGGCAGCAUGGUGGUCGGGCCACUGCUGUCUCUGGUGAAGGAGAAGGCGUCCAGCUACCUCCUGGACCAGUACAAGGUCAUGGAGGGCAUGGAGGAGCAGCACAAGAAGCUCAAGGUCAUGCUGCCGGCCAUCCUGGAAAGGAUCACUGACGCAGAGAAGCAGGCAACCUCCAGAGAAGCAAUCAGACCCUGGCUUCAGGAGCUUAAGGUGGCGGCGUACGAGGCCAUCCAAGUCUUCGAUGAAUUCAACUAUGAGGCCCUCCGUCGUCAAGCCAAGAAAGAGGGGCGCUACAUCAAGCUCGGCAUGGAUGCAGUAAAACUCUUUCCCACUCACAACCGCAUCAUGUUCCAUUACAGGAUGGGCAACAAGCUUUGCAAGAUUGUGCGUGAUAUUGAUGCCCUUGUCAAGCAUAUGCACGACUUUGGGUUCGACAAACAGCCACAAGCGCAGGUUCAGAUAAAUUAUCUGCGUGAGAAUGACUCCACCAUGGUUGAUCCAGAGAUUGUCAGCAGAUCCAGAGAUGAAGAGAAGCAAAAGAUUGUUAGAAUGUUGGUCAAAGAACAAGCUAACAAUAAGGAUCCAAUGGUCGUUCCCAUUGUGGGGAUGGGUGGGUUGGGCAAGACCACCCUAGCUCAGCUCAUCUUUAAUGACCCUGAAGUGAAGAAGCAUUUCCACCAACUAAUGAAGUGGGUCUGCGUGUCAGAUGAUUUCGAUGUUUGUAACCUUGCCAACAAGAUCUGCAACGCUUCUGAGAGCAACCUGGAGAAUGCCUUGCAGAAGCUUCAGAGAGAACUCGCUGGAAAGAGGUAUCUUCUUGUAUUGGACGACGUCUGGAAUAAGGAUGAUAACAAGUGGAACAAGCUGAAUGCUUGUCUUAAACAUGGUGAUGUUGGUAGCGCCAUACUAACGACAACCCGUGAUAAAGAAAUAGCUCAACUCAUGGGUAUAGAUAAAGAACAUGGCAUUGCACGUUUGGACAAUAAAUUCAUCAAGGAAAUUAUUGAGGCUAAAGCAUUCAUUUCGCAAGAGAGAAAACCAGCUGAUUUAGCUGGCUUGGUUGAUGACGUUGUUGAGAGAUGUGCAGGGUCUCCAUUGGCAGCGAAGGCACUAGGAUCUGUACUACGUGGCAAGACAACGGAAGAAUGGAAGGCUGUGCUUAGCAAAAGCAUCGCCCAUAACAAGGACGAUCAAAUCCUGCCUAUUCUCAAGCUCAGUUACGAUGACCUGCCAUCACACAUGAAGCAGUGCUUCGCUUUCUGUGCUGUGUUUCCCAAGGACCAUGAGAUUGACGUGGAAAUGCUGAUCCAACUAUGGAUGGCAAAUGACUUUAUUCCCGAACAAAAAGAUGCUCAUCAUGAAACAAUUGGUAAACAGAUUUUCAGUGAGCUGGUCUCAAAGUCAUUCUUUCAAGAUGUGAAGCAAGUCAAAGGGGAAAGAUAUGAUUCCGUGUAUUGGUAUUUCUCUACAAGUACAUGUAAAAUCCAUGAUCUUAUGCACGAUGUGGCACUUUCUGUCAUGGGCAAAGAAGUUGCUACCAUAACUGAGAAGCCAAAGCAGAGUGAUGAGUUUCUUCAGAACACUUGUCGUCAUAUAUUGUUAUCAUGUGAGAAGCCAGAGGCCGUUUUGAAUGAUUCUCUGAAUAUAAGGUCUCCAGCUAUGCAAACACUACUAUGUGGUCAGCGCAUAGGAAAUUCCCUGCAGCAUCUCGCAAAAUACAGCUCUCUGCGUGCAUUGGGACUUUGGCAGGAUAAGAGCACAAUCCUACUGAAACCAAAGCAGCUACAUCUCUUGAGGUAUCUUGAUAUCUCGGGUAGUGAUAUAGUGGCACUUCCGGAAGAUAUCAGCAUUUUGUACAAUCUGCAAACGCUGAAUGUUGCGCACUGUCGCAAACUUGGCCGGCUUCCAAAGGGAAUAAAGUACAUGACUGCCCUCCGUCACCUCUACACUCACGGAUGUAAGGAGUUGAAGCGCAUGCCACCAGAGGUUGGACAUCUCACUUCCCUGCAAACACUUACAAAUUUCGUAGUGGGUGCAGGCCCUGAUUGCAGUAGUAUUGCAGAGCUGCAGCAUUUAAACAACCUUGGUGGUCCACUACUGCUUAGUCAACUCGAAAAUGUGACAAAAGCAGCAGAUGCAAAACAGGCCAAUCUUGGAAAUAAAAAGGAGCUCAGGGCAUUGUCAUUAACGUGGACACGUAGUGAGGGGGAGAAACAACAUUGUCAUAAGGUGCUGGAGGGUCUGGAAGCUCCUCCUGGACUAGAGGCUCUGAGGUUAAAGUAUUACCAAGGAACCAGUUUCCCAACAUGGGUGGGUACGCGGCCAAAAAUGGUGGAGCUUCAUCUUUCUGACUGUAACAAGUCCAAUAAGCUUCCUCCACUUGAGAGUGUACCAGCUCUACAAGUUCUUCGUCUGGAAAGAUUGAAAAAGCUGGAAAGCUUGUGCAGUGGUGGUACAUUCUUUCACUUUCCUAAUCUGAAGGAGCUUACGCUGGAAGACCUGCCGGAAUUUGAUAGAUGGUGUGAAGUAAACUGGGUCCAAGGAGAACAGAUAAUGUUUCCUCAACUUGAGAAAUUGUUUAUUACAAAUUGUGGAAAGGUUACAGCAUUACCAGGGCCAGCACUUCUCGGAGGAUCGUGCUGUGGAGAUUACAAGGAGCAAGACGAGAGGAAGCUUUGGUCGGCAUUUCCAGUCCUGAAGGAACUCGAAUUAAAAUGCUUAGCAAAGUUUCAGAGGUGGGGGGGCGCUGCUGAAGCAACUCAAGGGCUGCAGAUAAUAUUUCCUCAGCUUGAAAGUUUAUCAAUUUACAGAUGUAAAGAGUUGACAGCACUGCCAGAGGGGCCUGAGCUCGGAGCAGCACCGAAGGUGCUAAAAUCACAAGACUUGGAGCUUGGGACAACAUUGUGUGGUGGAGAUUAUGGAAAGGCACGAUCAUCCUUUCCAGCACUGAAGGUACUAACAUUGUUUUGGUUGGACAACUUUCAGAGCUGGGAGGCAACGGAAGCAGAUCAAGGAGAUACAAUAUUUCCAAAUCUUGAAGAGUUAUCAAUCGAAAAGUGCCCCGAACUGGCAGCAUUACCAUCAGCUACAUCUCAGGGAGUAUCAUUUGACCAUAGUGGUGUUACAGCAUGGUCAACAUUCCCAAACUUAAAGAAGCUCCAGUUAUGUUACUUAGAUAGUUUUAAGAGCUUGGGGAUGACGGAAGAUCAGAGAUUCCCUGACCUUGAGACUCUGUUUGUUGAGAAAUGUCCCAAGUUGACAACUCUACCGAGGGUGAUAGAAGCACCAAAGCUCCGUGUAUUAGAAAUAUAUGGCAGCCAACUGACAGCAAUAAUUGUGCCUACAGUUAUUAACUCAUUGUCCGAACUGGUGUUAUCAGUCGAAGACACAGAAACUACUUUACCAACUGUGCAUGGUGCCUUUGAGCUGGUGGACGCCAAUAAUAAAUACCCUCUGACAGAUCUGGAGCUAAGCGGCUGCAACUUUCUGUUCCCCUCAAGUCCACUGGCACUAUGGACAUGUUUUGUCCAGCUCCAACGUUUGACAAUGAAGAUCAACCAUGCGCUUGUCUACUGGCCGGAAAAAGAGUUCCAGAGCUUGGUAUCCUUGAGGCACCUUACCAUUUGGAACUGCAGUGGUCUGAUUGGGUACGCGAAAGCUGCUCCUGGCCAACCAAUAUCAGAAAGGACCCAAGUUCUGCCCCGUCUCAAGUCUCUAGACAUACAGGAUUGUGGAAGUCUGGUAGAGGUCUUCAACGUCCCCGCAUCUCUCGAGACGAUGGAUUUGCGCCGCUGCCCCAAGCUUAAGUCCAUAUUCGGAGAGCAACAGGACGAGCCAACAUUCAAUCAAGGGCCCAGCGCUGCACCGAAGCUGUCAUCAUCGGCCCAGGAUCACUUACUACUUCCAUGUCUUGAAUAUCUAAGAAUAUGGCGGUGCGAAAGCUUGUCAGAGGUUCUCAACCUUCCCCCAUCCCUCAGGGAAAUACUUAUUCGUGAGUGUGGCAAACUCCAACUCCUAUCAGGCCAGCUGGAUGGACUCCGAACACUAGAUAUUUGGGGAUGCCCAGAGUUGAGAUCACUGGAAUCUUGCUUGGGAGAGUUUUCAACCCUGGAACGCCUCAGUCUGAAAGAUUGCAAAAGCCUGGCAUCCUUGCCCGAUGGGCCACAAGCAUACUCAUCUCUCCGUCAUCUUCAAAUUACAUCAUGUCCAGGUAUACAGUCGCUUCCUUCAUCCCUGAAGAAGAGACCGGACAACCUCAUUCGUAAAUAUUUGGAUGCUCGUUACGAAGAUAAUGACCAGGAAGGAUAAACUCCUCGAGACCGAAGUUUUCAGGGGAAUACAAGAACAACUAUAUGGACGAGGUCACAAUUCCUGCGAGGGAGUUUUAUAAUGACCGAUCAAAUCUGAUGCACCCUAAGGAGUUGGUUUCGGAAUAAUAAAUACGAUAUGUGUAUGCACAAUAUGUCUAUAUAUGUGUAAUAUUAUUCAUAUAUGGGUAUACAUAAUACGUAUGAAUGAAGUACAAGCAAUAUAUAUAUA